CAGUGUGAAGUGAAGUCUGACAGCUGCCGCCUGGCCCGGUCCAUUUGCAGCUUCUCUGCUCCAUCUCACCACACGGAUGUCAAUUAGCACGCUAAACUUGCUUCAGGACUGUGGGAGCGCUGCUUGUCUUCAACUUGAGGGCGAAGAAAGACGAUUGAAAACUCCUCGGAAUUCUCCGCGCACCGUGCACGCAUUGGCACUCUCCGUUUGACGUGUUGAAGUGCUUCUUAAGGAGAAUUCUGGGGAGAUUUCUGACUCUUUCAAUCCUCAAAGAUGAAGCAGCACCGGGGACCUGCUCACUGAGGCGGCUCCCACUUCAAAGUGUCCAGCUGGAUGAUGAAACAUGACUAAAGGUUGUGAGGACUUGUCUCCAUCGUCCUGUUGUACAGUGAGGCAGUGAGCUCACGGAGGAUACAGCAUGCAUGUGUCGAAAUAUCCAACAAUGCACUCUGCCAGUCCGGGUCUGAUCCUCCUCAGUUUCCUUUUCCUCGCCGAUGCUGACUCCCCUCCACGAUUUACCCGAACCCCAGAAGACCAAACAGGAGUCCAAGGCGGCGUGGCAUCGUUCGUGUGCCAGGCCGCCGGCGAGCCGCAGCCCAAGAUUGUGUGGAACAAGAAAGGCAAAAAAGUCAGCAAUCAGAGAUUUGAGGUGAUUGAAUUUGACGACGGGUCUGGCUCAGUCCUGAGAAUCCAGCCUCUCCGGACCCCCAGAGAUGAGGCUAUUUACGAAUGCCACGCCUCUAACUCGGCAGGAGAGCUCACGUCCUCCACCCGGCUAAGCGUGCUAAGAGAGGACCAGCUGCCUUCGGGGUUCCCCACAAUAGAUAUGGGUCCCCAGCUGAAAGUGGUAGAACGCUCUCGGACCGCUACCAUGCUCUGCGCGGCGAGCGGAAACCCUGACCCAGAAAUUACUUGGUUCAAGGAUUUUCUGCCAGUCAACACAUCCAAUAACAAUGGACGAAUCAAGCAGCUGCGCUCAGAGUCCUUUGGUGGCACGCCCAUACGAGGCGCACUGCAGAUCGAAAUGAGCGAAGAGUCUGACCAGGGCAAGUAUGAGUGUGUUGCCACCAACAGCGAUGGAACUCGCUAUUCCACCCCAGCCAACCUCUACGUACGAGAGCUCCGAGAAGUGCGUCGCGUCCCCCCUCGGUUCUCUAUCCCGCCGGCGGACAGCGAGAUCAUGCCAGGGGGCAACGUCAACAUCACCUGCGUGGCGGUGGGCUCGCCCAUGCCCUAUGUAAAGUGGAUGCUGGGAGCCGAGGACCUGACCCCAGAGGAUGAUAUGCCCAUCGGCCGUAAUGUCCUUGAAUUGACGGAUGUACGCCAGUCCAACAAUUACACCUGCGUUGCCAUGUCAACACUCGGCGUUAUUGAGGCUGUGGCGCAGAUUAUUGUGAAAGCUCUCCCAAAGGCUCCCGGCACACCCGUGGUGACCGAAAGGACUGCAACAAGCAUCACUCUCACCUGGGAUUCUGGCAACCCCGAACCUGUCUCCUAUUACAUCAUACAACACCGUUCCAAAGGCUCCGAGGACCCCUAUAAAGAGAUUGAUAGCAUCGCCACCACCCGCUACAGUGUGGGUGGCCUGAGCCCUUACUCCCAUUAUGACUUCCGCGUGGCAGCUGUUAACACCAUCGGCCAGGGUCCCUCCAGCGAAGUGGUGGAGGCUCGCACAGCAGAGCAGGCGCCCUCCUCACCUCCCCGACAAGUCAGAGGUCGCAUGCUGAGCACCACAACGGCAAUCAUCCACUGGGAUGAGCCAGAGGAACCAAAUGGGCAGGUAGUGGGCUAUAGGGUCUACUACACAUCAGACAACAUGUUGCCAGUGAACCAGUGGGAGAAGCAGAUGGUGCGGAGCGCCAACUUUAUCACCAUUCAGAGCUUGACUCCUAACAAGACAUAUUACAUCAGAGUGUUGGCGUUCACCUCCGUUGGCGAUGGUCCUCUUUCCCAGGACCUGCAGAUUAUUGCCAAGACUGGCGUCCCAUCGCAGCCUUCGGAGUUCAAAGGAGAGGCCAAAUCUGAGACGAGUAUUUUGUUGUCCUGGAUAGCGCCACCCCAGGGUGGCCCUGACAACCAGAUCACGGGAUAUGAACUGGUUUAUCGACGGGCAGACGAUACUGAGGAGAAGAAAGUAAGCUUUGAGCCAACAAGCUCCUACCUGUUGAGGAACCUCAAGCCUUUCUCGGCCUACACUUUCCAAUUGGCCGCGCGUAGCAAACAUGGCAUUGGCGCGUAUACCAACGAGAUUUCCAUUGACACACCCCAGACACUUCCUUCAGCACCUCCCCAGGACAUAACAUGCACCAGCCCCACUUCUACCAGCAUCUUGGUAAGUUGGGCACCACCACCUGCGGAGUUUCAGAACGGCGUCAUUACGGGCUACGCCGUCCAGUAUUCCACUACCGGGGUCAACAAAACAUCCAAAAGGAUUGACGGCAUUCCAAAGGAAGGUUCUCCGUACCGCUUGGAUAACCUAGAGAAAUGGAGCGAAUACGGAAUUACAGUGCGGGCGCAGACGGAAGCUGGCGACGGACCUGAGAGUUUACAGCUGAUUAUCCGCACCGAGGAAGAUGUUCCAAGUGGUCCUCCUCGAGGGGUGGACGCAGAGACAGUGAACUCCUCAGCCAUUAGGGUGAAAUGGCGAGCGCCAGCCCCAGAGUUGCAGCACGGUCAGAUCCGAGGCUACCAAGUCCACUACGUGAGGAUGAACUAUGGCGAGCCUCAGGGUCCGCCCUCCAUUAAGGACAUCCUUAUAGAGGACUCACAGUGGGAAUAUGACCAAUCAGCUCAAUAUGAGGCUCUUCUCGGAAACUUGAAGGCCGACACUUCCUACUCUAUCUCGGUAGGAGCUUACACUGCCAAAGGAGAUGGUGCCCGCAGCAAACCUGUUGCCAUCUGCACUGCUCUACCAUUGCCUGAAAAGCCCAAACUAAUGGUGAGCGCAACUGACUCGGGCACCGCUCUGCUUCAGUGGUACCCGCCGCCAAAUCCCCUAACGCCACUCCUGGGUUACCGCCUCACUUUUGGCCGUGUCGACGUCCUUCCAUUCACUGUGGUGGAGUUCCCCAACAAGGAAAGCCUCUACACUGCUCAGGAUAUCCAUAUGGGGGCCAACUACAUUUUCAGACUCUCCGCCCGUAACAAAAUGGGCUAUGGAGAAGAGGCAGUGAAAGAAGUGACCACGCCUGAAGGCUCCCCAACCGGAUACCCGGAAAAUAUUGUCUCGGAGGAGAUGUCUGCCAACUCCCUCCGCUUGACGUGGAAAUCAGUGCCACUCAUUGAGCAAAACGGAAAAAUUGUCAAAUACUCAGUGCUGUACAAGGAUAUAAACAGUCGGGGCAAUUCCUCGGAAAUUGUGGUGCCCACUCCGGGGUCAAGUGUUUUGUUGGAGGGUCUGAGUGCCGAUACGGUGUAUGAUGUCAGGGUGUGCGCGUACACGACUGUCGGGCCCGGUCCGUACAGCCCCGGUGUCCAGUUUAGGACGCAGCGGCUAGACCAAGUUUUUGCCACCAACUUCAAAGUGAAGGCCGCCAUGAAGAAUUCUGUUCUGUUCUCCUGGGAGGUUCGAGACAAGAAUCCUACCCAGCCAUUCACUAUCCUCUACGGAAAAGGCCAGUCUGUGGAGGUGGAUGGCAAGCAGACUCAGAAGCUGAUCACUGGCUUGCAGCCUGACACCCUUUACUCAUUCUUGCUUACCAACCGGGCCAACAGCGCCGGGGGCCUUCAGCACCGCGUCACCGCCACUACUGCUCCAGACAUCCUGAAAAGCAAACCCGUCGUGGUGGGAAAGACCAAUGCCGAUGGCAUGGUGACCGUCCAACUUCCAUCUGUGCAGACGGCAGCUAAAGUCAAGGGUUAUUAUCUGGUGGUGGUGCCACUAAAGAAGCAACGAGGAGGGAAGUUCUCGAAUCCAUGGGAGGACCCAGACCAGAUGAAUUUAGAUGAGUUGCUGAAAGAGAUUAACCGAACCAGCGUGAGCCGUGCCCUCCGUAUCCGCAGACAGACUGGCCAAUCAGAUCCAAGAGCUUACGUCAGCGCUCACUUUAAAGCGCUCCCCCCUGAGUUCACGCUGGGCGAUGGGCAAAACUACGGCGACUUCCGCAACCGUCCAUUGCAGAACGGCCAGGAAUAUGUGUUCUUUGUGCUCGCCCUGCUUGACCUUUCGGAGAACACCAUGUUCUCCACUAGCCCGUAUUCUGAUCCCGUGAUGUCAUCAGGUGUGGACCCGCAGCCAAUUGUGGAUGAGGAAGAGGGUCUCUUGUGGGUGGUUGGUCCUGUGUUGGCCGUUAUCUUCAUCGUGUGUAUUGUCAUUGCCAUCCUUCUCUUCAAAAGCAAACCUGACAGGAAACGAGCCGAAGCCGAGGGCAGGAAGGGCAGUUUCCCCUGCAGCAAAGCCAUGUCGUCUCACCAUCCCACUGACCCUGUGGAGUUGCGUCGAAUCAACUUCCAGACUCCAGCCUACCGUGUAUCAGUGUACCGUGGUUAUCGACGUUUGUCAAGCAUGACAAGUCACCCACCCGUCCCCGUCUCGGAGCUGGCAGAUAACAUUGAGCGCCUCAAAGCAAACGACAAUCUCAAGUUCUCACAAGAGUACGAGUCGAUUGACCCCGGUCAACAAUUCACCUGGGAGAACUCCAACUUGGAGGUCAACAAACCAAAGAACCGCUACGCUAACGUCAUUGCCUACGACCAUUCCAGGGUGAUACUCUCUGGCAUCGAAGGUGUCCCAGGGAGUGACUACAUCAACGCUAACUAUAUUGAUGGCUACCGGCGUCAAAAUGCCUACAUCGCCACUCAGGGUUCCCUUCCGGAGACCUUUGGAGACUUCUGGAGGAUGGUGUGGGAGCAGCAUACAGCCAAUAUUAUCAUGAUGACCAAGCUGGAGGAGAAGUCAAGGAUGCCCUCUUAUUUCUUCUCUAAGGUGAAGUGUGACCAGUACUGGCCAACACGAGGCACGGAAACUUACGGCCUCAUCCAGGUCACUCUACUGGAUACGGUGGAGCUGGCAACUUACUCUGUCCGGACCUUUGCGCUUUACAAGAGUGGCUCCAAUGAGAAGCGUGAGGUUCGUCAUUUCCAAUUCACAGCCUGGCCGGACCACGGGGUACCUGAGCACCCCACUCCCUUCCUGGCCUUCUUGCGAAGGGUCAAGGCCUGCAACCCUGCAGAUGCAGGGCCAAUGAUCGUCCACUGCAGUGCCGGAGUGGGCCGCACAGGUUGCUUCAUCGUGAUCGACGCCAUGGCGGAACGAAUCAAGCACGAGAAGACGGUUGACAUCUACGGCCACGUCACGCUCAUGCGUUCGCAGAGGAACUACAUGGUCCAGACGGAGGACCAGUACAUCUUCAUCUACGACGCGCUGCUGGAGGCCGUGACCUGCGGGAACACAGAGGUCGCAGCCAGGAACUUGUAUUCAUACAUCCAGAGGCUGACGCAGAUUGAACCCGGCGACAAUGUCACCGGCAUGGAACUGGAGUUCAAGCGUCUGGCCAGUGCCAAGGCCCACACGUCGCGCUUCGUCAGUGCCAACCUACCAUGCAACAAGUUCAAGAACAAGCUUGUCAACAUCAUGCCCUACGAGACCACACGUGUGCCCCUGCAGCCAAUCAGAGGGGUGGAGGGGUCGGACUACAUCAACGCCAGCUUCAUCGACGGCUACAGGCAACAGAAGGCUUACAUAGCGACACAAGGCCCGUUGGCCGAGACCACUGAGGACUACUGGAGGAUGCUGUGGGAACACAACUCCACCAUCGUUGUCAUGCUCACCAAAUUGAGGGAGAUGGGACGGGAGAAAUGUCACCAGUACUGGCCCGCAGAGCGCUCAGCUCGGUACCAGUACUUUGUGGUGGAUCCCAUGGCCGAGUACAACAUGCCUCAAUACAUCCUCCGAGAAUUCAAAGUCACGGACGCCAGAGAUGGCCAAUCGCGGACGGUUCGUCAAUUCCAGUUCACUGAUUGGCCAGAACAAGGAGUGCCAAAAUCAGGGGAGGGAUUCAUUGAUUUCAUUGGACAAGUGCAUAAAACUAAAGAACAGUUUGGCCAGGAUGGACCAAUUACUGUGCAUUGCAGUGCCGGAGUGGGCCGGACAGGCGUGUUCAUCACGCUGAGCAUCGUGCUGGAGAGAAUGCGGUACGAGGGCGUGGUGGACAUCUUCCAGACGGUCAAGAUGCUGCGCACGCAGAGACCUGCCACCGUUCAAACAGAGGACCAGUACCAGUUCUGCUACCGCGCCAGUCUGGAGUACCUCGGAAGCUUUGAUCACUAUGCAACAUAAAUUUGUCACGGCACGUCCCACCUAAUCCAUGGAUGAACGCGCUAGGCGGCGACGUGUCUGUGAAGUGAGCGCCAUCAACAUGCUGAGUGAAGAGGGAGGGAGGGGGGGAAUCCUGCGUACCCACAAAGAGCACCUCUAACUGAGCCAUAGCAACCUGCUUGACAAGGGGUCUCCACCCGCCCUUUCACCCAAACACGCCCAUUGGUCAGUCAGAAGCAACUCGCUCCAAUACUUGAUCCGAAUCUACGUUGUCUUUGUUUGGUUUCAGUCAGUGCUAUUUUCCAAGCACCAGGGUUGCUUUACAUUGUUUGGGUGUGGAAGUGUUCACCUCAUCCACCGCCAGUGUAGCAUCACCAACCUUGAUUGAUAGAGUGUCACAGGACGUUUGAUUUUUUUCUAUCUUUAGACCAACUCGAAGGCAUCCAUCAUAUGGACGUCUCGUGGACGGACAAAAAGUGGGACUUUGGCACACCGGAGAUUUGCCAACGGGAGAGUGGAAACUCACCGAGCGCACAGUAUUAAGGACACACAGAGCCGCAAUGGACACCAGGAAGUGUUUUCCCCCCUUUUAUUGUUUUUUUUUAGGAAAGCGGACUUUGGUUUCCUAUAAAUGAAGAAGACAUUUUAGUCACAUAGUAAUAAAAAAAGCACCAGUUCGACUUAAGUCUUCACAGUUUAAGACAAGGAAAUUGUGAAAGGUUUAAAAAGCACCACAACCACAAACAAAAUUAUCAACUGACUCCUUGAGAAAAAGAAAAAAAAAAAAAGAUGUGGGCUCUCUUGUAAAGCUGGUCGCCCAUUAGUUUUUUUUAUACUUUCUGUUUUGUUGUGCAUUUUUUAUGUUCUCAAACAUUUUUAUUCAAAGAAAUACAAUCAGAAGCCGCAGGACCUGGCAGUUUCUCUGAAUAGUUCCACCAUUAACUGUUCUAUUCUCACUUUUAUUUGCAUGAGCAACUCGAUGAAGUCGUUGCCUGCCUGAUGCUUGACGUUUCGGGGGAAAGGUUACAUUUCAUGAUUUCAUGAUUAGAGCAUUCACUUGAGUUCAGCUUUGAUUUUUGGUCAGUGAUAAGGUGAAGGGACUAAACUUGGGUUUCGGAUUGGGCUUUAAUAUUUCAGGUUUGAUGUAAUCUUCAAGGUUGUGACUAGUCAGUCUAAAGUGGAACCCGCCUUUCACCCAAAGUCAACUGGCAAAGGCUACAGCUCACCCGCAACCCCAAUGAGGACAAAAACGCGAUAGAAAAUUGGUGGUUUGGGCCCUAUGAAAAUUAUUUUUGUCUAAAUCAAGAAAGAGAGAAAGAGUACAAAUUUGUAGAGUGUGCACGGAGUGGCUUUUUUUGGGGGUGGGGGGGGGUGAAAAACUAUUCAAACCGUCACCUAGAUUUAGACCAAGAAUUAUGGAAAUGUGUCGAGACAACGUUCUCACCGGAAUGCUCACCACUGACUUGUGCGUCUGUCUGAUUCCGUGUGCAAUAAGUAGAUGUACUAUAUAUAUAUUUUAUGUCCACUUAUUUACUACAGUCACAUGCCAUGAUGAUGAUGAUGAAGAUAAAUAGUGGUGCAUCAUGUCCCAGACUCGAGGGCGUUCAGCAUUCGAUUCCUCGUAUCACGCCGCCACCCCAUAUAGACAAUGUUGUCGUCACGGUAACCGGGAAACUAACGAACGAUCCCAACUCCCAAUGAAUAGUUUAAGUUUAGAUUUCUAGUGCCUUAUAUUACACGCCUAUUUUGAUAAAGUUACGUUUAAGGGUUCUUGUGUAUUUUACGUAUGCACACUUAUGUAUGUUUGUUGUGUGUUUGAGAGCGAGCGAGAGGUUGUGUAAAAUUUUGUUAUGCUCUACUAUGUGAAAAUUGCUGUUGUAUUCUGUUGUUUUUCUACGGUAGGCUGGCUCGUCAUCUCUUUGAAGGAGAACAAAUGAGCACAACGAAGACUCAACUGCAGUACAACAAAUGUUUAUUUCAAAAGUAUGAGCAAAGAAUGAAAUGAUGAUUUUUAAUGAGAAAAUGUCUGCGGUGAUGCAAAGGCAAGCUUUCUUUUACUGUAUUUCCUCAAAUAGUGGCCUCCACUCUCAUUAACUCCAGGCUGCACCACACCCCAAAUAGAUUUUCAUAUUUUCCUCUCAAGAUUUUUCUUUUCAGUUUUCCUGGUUUUAUUCCAUUCAGGAGAAACAGAAGGGGGGAAAAAUCAGCAUUACCAUAAUAGAGUGGUGCCUUGAGAUAUUAGUUUCUGUAAUUCAGCCAUUGUUUAAAAGCUUCUAAAACCACAACUACCAAUGCUAAUCGUUAGCAUGUCAAUGGAAUUUUCCAUUAUGCGCUAGCGUUAGGCGAGCUGGGCAAGGCAAAAGUAUUUGGACGUAAGGAGUGUAAUUUAGUUUGACAGUAAACUUCAAGUGAGGGUGGCAUUAAAAAGCUUGAACCCUCUUUUUUGAUUAAUUAAUCUUUAACUAAUCGCCAACGAAUCGCUUAUGAUGGUGAGCAAAGUUAACUGCCGCCUUGUAUGUAAAAACAGAAAAGUCGCUUGUACACUGUCUCAAGGCAUCACUGUACAGUAUUUUUUUUAAUCUAUUUAACUCUUAUUUUAUGUAAGGAAAAAAAUAUUGAUGAUUUAUAGUAUUAUUCGAAAACCCCAAUGCACCUUUAUGUGAUUGAAUAAACACCAUCCGGCCACUACGUGAGGAAAUCAAAGCAGCAUAGACAUUUUUAUUGACAAAUUGAAUAGAAAAAAAAAAGCAAAAUGACAACAUUUGUGCAUACAGGAGUCAAUCCCACAGCGUUCCUUGUCCUGCCCUCCUCUUUCCCAUGUUGCUCUCUAAUCAUGGCACCAUUCUGGUGCCCCCGGUGUUGUUUUUGUAUGCAUGGUACCACUUUGGAGAUGCCCCGUUGGUCGCACCUGUAAUGGGAAGACUUGCACUUUCUCUUGUACUAUGCACUUAAUCCUCUUAUCUCUGUUAGCCCACGCCACACCCCCAACCCCCUUUUACAAAAAAAGAUUUACUUGAACUAGCUCAACGUGGACCCUGUAAUGCUCACACAGUUGUGUAUAUGUAAAUAACACCGAACACAGAGACUAAUUGAAAUUCUUAAAUUAAGACAAAGUGAACUAUAUCAGAUAUACAGAGUGAUAUAAGAAAAGAUUGCACCAGAAAUCACCAUUUAUGGCACAGAAAUAUGUGCAAUAUGUCACCUCGUGGCUUUGCUGCACCACAAAUGAAUUUCACCAUAAAAGUGUUCUAUUUUAACCCCCUGACCCCAAUGUAUCAUGUAGAUGGAUUAAAAACUGGAGUUUAUAUAAAUUGUAUAAAAAUGAAAAUAAUGGUGUGUUGCUUGGAUCAGUACUGUCAAACUGGUCUGUAUAUGUAAAGUUUUUGUUUGUCUGUUUUUCAUUUUCUGCUCCGGGUCAACAAGUGCUUUUUAUUUUCUUACAUUGGUCUUUGUGUGUGUGCAAAACUGAGGAUGUGGGGGGGAAAAAACACACACACGGGUCUGUAUGGAUUUCUGUUCUUUGUCGACACAAGUUUCAUUUGUUACAAAUAAACUCAAGUGAAAUAAAAGACACCAAACCUGUA
This is a messenger RNA of Syngnathus acus (greater pipefish), 9840 nucleotides long. Its product is annotated as receptor-type tyrosine-protein phosphatase delta-like. Gene Ontology annotation, biological process: protein dephosphorylation. Bases 419 to 6277 code for a protein of 1952 amino acids. Lineage: Eukaryota; Metazoa; Chordata; Actinopteri; Syngnathiformes; Syngnathidae. Gene Ontology annotation, molecular function: protein binding; protein tyrosine phosphatase activity. The record is from RefSeq and is a predicted model, not a curated record. The transcript has 46 exons.